This is a messenger RNA of Durotheca rogersii, 1639 nucleotides long. Its product is annotated as glycosyltransferase family 15 protein. The record is from RefSeq and is a predicted model, not a curated record. Gene Ontology annotation, biological process: cell wall mannoprotein biosynthetic process; protein N-linked glycosylation. Lineage: Eukaryota; Fungi; Ascomycota; Sordariomycetes; Xylariales; Xylariaceae. Gene Ontology annotation, cellular component: Golgi apparatus; membrane. The transcript is spliced from 3 exons. Gene Ontology annotation, molecular function: alpha-1,2-mannosyltransferase activity. Bases 348 to 1601 code for a protein of 417 amino acids.
CACAUAGCCAAGCUGAGGGCCCGGCACACUUCUCACCCUCUUCGCUCCCCGUCCAUUCCUUUGCUGCCUCGUUCUUUUUUUGGCCAGCGCUCUGUCUCGUCGGCAGAGUCUUAUGUUCUCGUGCUCCUUCUUGCCCAUUCCUCCCCCUGUCCUGCCUUUCCGAAAUUCCCUGUUUCGCGUAGGCCAAUCACUCGCGUGCCGGUUAUCGAUACCCUUCAUCUUCCCGACUCUCUGUGCAGUUCGCCCGAACACAACACGCGAGAUACCCUUCUAUCAUGUUUUGAAGAGGGCACGAGGACUGGCACACUCCCCCCUCCCUCCCUCUCCCUCCCCCUCCCCCUAAUAUCAUGUUGCGACGGAUAAUACGGCCCGCGCGACGGCUGCCGGUCUGGCUCCUGCUCUCCGUCGCCUCCCCCUUUAUCCUCGAAGCCGUUCUGCACGCGUGGCGGUACGCGGUGCCCCGACCCGCCAGCGAACUCGACACUCCCUUCUUCACCACGUGCCAAGAGCCCGACGUCGCUGCGAAGCGCGAGAAUGCCGCCCUGGUUAUGCUUGCGCGAAACCACGAGCUCACAAAAGCCAACAAGACCAUCACCUCCAUCGAGAAGCAUUUCAACAAGUGGUUCAACUACCCCAUCAUCUUUCUAAACGACGAUCCCUGGGAUCCGAGGUUCAUCGAGGUCCUCAACGAGACGUCUCGAGGACUCGCCACCUUCGAGGUCAUACCGAAGCAGCAAUGGACCUUUCCCGAAGGCGUCGACGUGGCGGCGGCGAAGGAGAAUAUCAGAGACCAGGGCCAGAGAGGGAUCCCCCAUGCCGGGGAGGAGGGAUACCAUCACAUGUGCCGUUUUUAUUCGGGCAAAUUCUACCAGCUCGACGUCCUGAAAAAAUACAAGUGGUACUGGCGGUUAGAACCUGACGUAGAUUUUACCUGCGCCAUCACAUACGACCCCUUUGUGCAGAUGGCGCGGCACAAGAAGGUGUACGGGUUUACGAUCGCGCUAUGGGAGGUGGGAAAGUCGUGUCCCGGCCUGUUCCGCUCCGUCUCCGACUGGAAGGAGAUGAUGGGCAUACCCUCGACAAACCUAUGGAAGGCUACGAUCUCGGCCUCGUGGGUGCCGUUCCCCUUCCGACGAUUUCUCAGCUGGCUACCUCACCGCGACGCCUACGGCGACGAAUGGAGCCUAUGCCACUAUUGGAGCAACUUCGAGAUUGCCGAUAUGGAUUUCUUCCGGACCAGAGCGUACCAGGACUUGUUCGAUUACCUAGACAAGAAGGGCGGUUUCUACUUUGAACGGUGGGGUGACGCAGCGGUGCACUCGCUCGCUGUGGCGAUGCUUCUGGACCCCCGGAAGGUCCACCAUUUCGAGGACUUCGGAUACCGACACGCCCUCCUAUACCAAUGUCCAGCCAACGCGCCAGGGGGCCAGCUCCCCGAUUCCCCGUUGCUGGGAAGCGGUGCUUGGGCGCCGGAGAUGGAUCACGGAGUCGGAUGCCGCUGCGAAUGUGACGGUCGGACGACGUUGAAUUUCCCGCCCUACUGCUUGAAUAAGCUCAAGCAGCCUACCACCGUGAAGCGGCCGUGGUUCUCUUGGCUCUAGCGCCAUGUUUGAACGGCCGCCGAUCGGCUACACGGCGG